This is a messenger RNA of Vitrella brassicaformis, 3975 nucleotides long. The record is from the annotation of a GenBank genome assembly. NCBI's taxonomy places the organism in Eukaryota, Vitrellaceae.
UCGAUGUUCUACAUGCUAUACGGGCCUGUCUGUCUCUUGGUCGUCCCCGUCCCACUUCUAUUGUGUCGGUCCGUCGACACUAUAAGAAGUCGCCUGGCGACGGACCAAUAACACACAGGCAGCUAUGGCGACGCCGGUGGCUACGAAUGCAGCAGGGAGACUGUCACGCGCACGUGUCCACACACAUUUCCUUUCUCUCUCUGUACACGAGCUGUCAUGCGGCACUGGCUACCGAUGCAUCGCAUGCCCUUGUCGAUCUGUCUGUCUAUGCGAACAUGCCGCCGAACAUCCUCUUCUCCUGUUGUCUGGCACGCUGCUGGUCCGCCUUGGCACUCUUCAACGCACUCUACACACACACACACACACACACACGCACACACACGCACACCCACGCACAGAGAGAGAGAGAGAGAGAGAGAACGAGUCGUUAAGCCGCCAACACGCGCAUCGGUGUGUUGUGUGUUUACCUUGAUUGCAGCGUCCUGUGGUUCCAUCUCUGCCGCCCUCUCCAGCACGCCCACCGCCUCACCGAAGAGGCUCAGCUGCUGACACGCCAUGCCCUUGCGGUAGAGCGCCUUCGUGUUAUCGGGAUCCAACUUGAUCGCCUGCAGGCAUACAUACACACACUCACGCUUUUCCUUUCAUCUGCCGGGCUGCUGCCCACCUUGUCGCAGUGGGUGACACACUCGCGAGAGCCCCCAAGCUUGAGGGCCACCAGGGCCAGGUUGAGGUGCAGCGACGAGAAGAACUUGGCCUUACUCGGCUCGCUCACGCCGCUCUUCUCGUACGGGAUGGACAGAUUGGCCACGGUGGUCGACAGGGUCUCCGUCGAGUCGGUGGACGUGCCACGGCGGUAGACGGUUGCCGCGUCGUUGCUGCUGCUCGUGUCCUCUGGUGGUGGUUGUGGUGGUGAGGGGAGGGGCGCUGAGGUUGAUGCUGCCGGUGGUGGGAUUGGUCGGCCGUAGUCGGCGUCUUGGUGUGAGUUGAGGAGGGACUUAUACACGUCGAGGAAGCGGCAGUAGUCGAGGGCCAGCUGGUAGGCCUCCCGAGCACUGACCCAGCGCUGGUGCUGCAUGAGGUCGUUGCCCAUCUCCUUGAACUGCCGCGCCUUGUCGAUCCGCGCCGACUCCUCCAACGCCCACUGGUCCAUCUCCUGCAGACACAGACAGACAGACAUACACUCACACCCACCCACGCACCCACCCACGCAUCCGGCGCAUACCCGGUUGGAUAUCUGCAUGAGCUCCAAAUCCCACUCCACCUCCCCCUUUUUGUCAGCGGCACGAAUGAGGGACUCGUCGAAGGCAACGACGCCAAUCUCCCGCCACCUCCCGUCCUCUCCCUGCCCCAUCAAAGCGAUGUUCGAUUGGGACGGCAGCGGCCCCGCCACAUGCAGCAGCUGGGCCUCGCCGCUGAAUAGCGCGCGAUGACCAGACCGGAGAGUCUUGACGGCGCAGUCCACUACCAGCGGCACCUGAUGAUACCCCACCGUCCAUUCUACGCACAGGGGCUCUCGGUCGGCCGUGCAGCGGUCCAGGGCUGCCUGGACGCUUUCUGCUGAUGUGUCUGAAGGGGGAAAACACGCAUGUGAGGGGAGUGGGUCCAACAUCCGUGCGUGUGGCGAACGCAUGCGCACCAUCAUCCAUCGGCACAGCCCUUAGCGGGCAGAAUGCGCUCGUGAAGGUGUCUUCCUCGGCCACUUCAUCUGCUCUCCUCUUCGUGUGCCGCGAUGACUUGGUGCGCGACGGCCGGGAUGGUGAUCCAUCGCCACUCAGACGCCGAAAACUCACGAAAACUACAGAUAGAGGCCAGCAAUCGACCAAAGAGCAUGAUGGCUUGGUAGAUGCUCCUAUGUCUGCAUGGAUACCUCUGACGCGGCAGCCGAGCUCCACAGGUUGCUGGCUGGCAGCAGCGGGGUGGGCGGGGGUCACCUCAACACGACUGAUCGAACCCAUGCUCUCACCAGGCACUAUCGGGGCUGAGAACACACACAGCACAGGUGCAUCAUCCUGCCAUCUACGCUUUUAUGUCAUUGAUUACAUGGUAUGUCGAUUCGGUCCCUCUUUUUCCAGUCGAGCAGCUCGAUGAUGACCACACGUGACGGCGAGGCAUCGGACGGAGAUGGUAAAGGUGGGUUGGCAUCGGUGGCGGUGGUGGCGGGGAGCGCCUGCUGGCUGUGCAGCAGCACGAGGGCCUUCUCUUGCUUCUUCAUCGAUGACAGCACACGAGCGAGGCCCUUGUACGGCACCUGACCUGACACACACCACACAAAUGGAUGGUGAGUAUAUGCCAGUCUCGUAUCGGCAGCACGAAUGCAUCCGGGCUCCGCUAACUGUCUGACACAAAGGUGAUUCUCCUUCCCCUGCAAACCCCAACCAUCCUAGAGCCACGAUGGCCUCUGGCGGGAGCUCGUCAGGAAGUUGAAUACUCGCCCCGCAUGUGUGUGUGUGUGGUCUGUCUGUCUUUGCGCCUGUCUGUACCUUCAGACAGCGGGCAUGUGAUGGCGUCGUUGUUGCCCUGGUCAUUGGUGUCACCAUCUUCGUCGUCGUCUGUCUGUUCCAUGCGCGUGAUGGGUCGUUUGGUGAUGCCCGUGGCCUGCACGUCUGCCGGUGACGGGAGGCUCCACACCUGACCAUCCUCAAGGAGAGACGAGCCGUCCUCCACGCGAACUGACGACACAACAAAGACACAUAUCCCGCCAUUGCCUCCUGCCGAGUGUGUGGAAGAAAACGGCUCACAUGUGACGGUGUCCCAGAAGCGAGGAGAGGCCCAGCCAGACCCUGCAAGCACCAAGGUAUGGAUGCAUCUUUCAACCGGUGACUGACUGACACGGGAAGAUUGACCUCACCUUUCCGGAGGAUCUUCUUGAUCACGCAGCGGUCCUCCGUCAACACUGAUGGACACCACAACAGCCACACACACGUGCACCGACAAACACCAAGCCUUUUCCACUGUCCCGUCUCCCUCCGCUCACCCAGCACAGACGCCAUGUUGACGAGCUGCACGUGAUAUCUCGUGACAGCGGUACCGUUCCGCAGCUCUUCGUCGAGGACGGUCUCGGCCUGCCUCCCCGACGCCAGCCGAUUGCGAUGUGUCACCAGGCGGCGCGAGUUGCGGUUUGUGCGGAAGACCUCACCGUGUAGGCCACUCGAAUGCACCUGGUCACCCGAGAUGGUGUAGCUGUCAAUGCACCGUAUCUCGGCGACCUCCCCUCGCUUCAUCAGACGGACACCAAGGGCAACAGCAUACGGCAGCUCACCUGACGCAGACAGACAGACACACAUUGCAUCCAACCGUGCGCUGCGUUGGUUAAGACGCUGACACACCAUCGGGCGCCAGAUGGCAGCGGUGGAUGGUCUCGUCCGUGCCGUUGACCGCUGCCGUGUCGGCGGCGUUUUCUCCCUCCCCGACAGGGGGCCUCUCUCGUGUGCUCUGAACACGGACUGCACACACACAUGCACAAGCGAACAACAAAGGACGUCCUCUCAUCCGCUGUGUUCAUUGAUUUGGGCUUUGGCCUGCUAACCGAGGACCUCGUCGCCCCAUCCAGGCUGCUCCAAACCCUGCAAGGAACCGAAAGGGAAGGAACAGAGAGCAGCACCAUGAUGCAUCUCCCUGCAUGCACCUCACGAAACUCACCAUGCCCGUCUUGGUGAGUUUCUUGAGGCAUUUGAGGUCGGCCGUCAACGCAACGGUGUCGCCGACCGAAUCACUGGGAGGCUCGUCGUCAGAGUUCCAAUCGUGAACUGCCGAAAUGCAAGCAGAGAGACCCCGCGUAUGUGUCCACGGAUGAUGCAUGUGAGUCAUCAUCACGUGUCAGCGUACCUGGUGCGUCGGAGUCACCGUGAUCCGACAUGCAGGUCACACGCGUAGAUCACGGUGACUUACGGUGAUACCAAUCAAACUGCGUCCGAGGUAUCUGCUGAGUGGACCAACACGCUGAUGCUAUCAACAGAGGGGAAACCGCUUCCUUUC